CUGGCAGUUAUACAUGUUUCGUCAAUUGUCAAAUUUUAUGCGCUCAGUCCAUCCUCCCAGCGAAUUCAAAAACGCAGCUAAUGGAUUCGGUUGUCUGCAUUUACUAGUAUCAGUCCGUUUGUUUUUUUCGGUGGUUUGUUUUUCGUUAAUAUUCUACAUUUAUCAAGAAUUUCAAUGCAACUUUUUCGUUAGCUCGUGUUGUUGCUGAUAAAAUGAAUAAAACUGUAAGUUUAAAAAGACUAAACACUUUACCUAGUGCACCGACCGUUGGUGCAAGUGAAGAACAGUUGGAUGCAGCAAUUUUCUACUGUCUCAAUGCUCUCACUAAACGGCAUUUGCCUUCGGAGCAAUUUAGGGCAAUCUUUGCCAAGGGCAUGUUCCUUAAACCCAACACAAAGGCUUUUGUGCAUGUUUCACAUUUCCUCUUCAAUAUAUACGACCCGAAGGAAUUUCGAAAACGGUUCUACUGGCCUAUAUUUGAUAAAACAGCCGAGAACUCGUACCGUAGCUCAACGGUUGAAUACGUUAACUGGUUAGUGGAGCAGGGGAAAUUGGAACUGGAAAAAAUAAAAGCUCACACGGUUGUUCUUCCCGGAGGAGUCAAGUUUAUGAAAUUUCUGUUGGCGUUGACAAAGUUUGUGCUGAAAGAACAGCUUCGUCGGGCCCGCAGUGGAGCAUGUGGUAAGAUUAUUGCAAAAAGUGAUCUCGAACGGUUGAUAACAGUUCAUCACGAGUGGGAGGAUGUUGGCGCAAGAAUACGAGAAAUAGUGCAGAAGGAUUUGAAUUUGAUCAAUUGCAAAAUUCAAGAAACUGACGAGCUUAUUGAGGAGCUGUUCGAAAAUUGUCAUGGCCCGGCAAAGCAAAUGAGUUUCGAAAAAUUGAUGCAACUUUGGGGAACUUUCAACAGGACGUACUUUGAGGACAACGAGGCACGGAGACAACGGUUGAGCAUGAUAACAAAAGAGUAUGAUGAAGUGAUAGCAUCUGCCAAGCGGAAACUGGAAGCAAAAGAAAUUACACUGAACAUCAACGUGGACGAUUUGAAAGAAAUGCUUUACAGAUUGGAAAUAUCGUUUCCGGACAACUCCUGUCAUUUUCGGGAGGUUUUCGACGAAUCAGGGAAAAUUGAUGCCGUUAAGAUAUUUGAAAUUAUCACAUUUCUUCUGCCAGAAAUUAAUCGUUAUUUAUCGAAUUUUUCUGUUCGUAGCGUAGAAUCCUUAAAAUUUGAGUUGAAAGAACUGUCGAAAGUUGCAGUCAAAUCCGAUAGCAUUAACCAUGAGUUGGCAUCGCUGAGGAGAAAUUUACCAUUUAUGGAUGCUAAAUUUCAGGAACUUGAAAAUCAAAAGGAAACUGAUGAGCUGAACGAUUUGGGAAUAAGGAACAAAAUUUUCAAUACACCUCCAAUAUCGUUGAAUUUUGAGGAUAACCCUGAUGCAAGAGAAGGAACUAGAGCAGUUUCCAAACGCUACCGUAUUGCUCUUCUAGACGAUGAUCAUGUUCAACAGAUGAAUCUUCGAAUGCGACUACUUUCGUCUAGUGUGUGUCAUCAACUGCCGAGAACUCCGAAGUCCGCUAAGAAAAUGAGACCUUCUCAGCAGAGUCCCGACGGUGUUUUUGUCGUUCCUAAGCCGGCUCGAAAAGAACGUAUGAAUCCACUUUCAAUGCUGAACAAAAUUACGGCUCAAGGCAAAUCGAAACCCAAACCUUCACCGCCAGUCAACAGCACCAUGAAUCUUUCCUCCCUUUCAAACCUGGAUGAAAUCACGCUGCGACCAGAAUUUUCAUCCACUCUUUUGGGCACUCCGGAGAAACAAUCUUCCCACAAUCGGCGCAGUAUUAAUGUUAACGACACGUUGACAGUCCCGUCGCAGUUAGCAGUCCCAGCCAUUCAGCAUCAACCGAUAACAUUAGCGACCGCAAAAUCGCCCACUUUCCAGCCAUCACCACGAUUCAAAACGAUCUACAGUGAGGACAUUUUCCAGCAAAUGACCACCACUAAGGCGACCAUGUCUCCGGAUUCUUUGUUUUUGGUAAGCCAAACAACGAAAACGACCACAACCCGGCGAAGGAGUUCGAUCGUUCAUUUUGAUCAGUUGCAAACUUCGCCGUCCGGUAAACUGGAAGCGCUGGUAAUGGGAGAAGAGGAUUCGGAUGGCCCAACAAAACAUUUCAGAGAGAGUAUUAACGGUAGUGAGGUGUCGAGGCCGGAUCAUCUGCGCGAGCUGCCUCGGAUACGGAUAGCGGCACUGGAUGAAACGGAUUCCGGAAUUUGUGAAGGAAACCGAAUAACUGAUGAAGAUAGGGAUAAUGUAUUUGAAGGCGAUGACAUGGAUGGGACGUUGCAUCAGGAACAAGAUAGCACUUCGUCUGAUUUCUCGAAUACGCUAGUUGACCUCGGAUUCGAUAAGCUCUCUAUUUCCUGCCAAAACAAGAAUCGAAGUGCAGAUAUGGACAAAUCCCUGGCGAAUAUUGCGAUGGAAACCAAUGGGGAGGAUCUGUUCAACAUAAGUGAUGGUAUUUUAGCAGAUAUCGACUGACGUCGCCGUUCGGGGAGUUCCCAUCUGUAAUUAAAAAUAUGAAACCAGUGAGAUGAAGAUGUAUAUCGACUGCCGUAUUCUGAUAACAAUAUAUAGAUAAAACUUUUUUAA
Messenger RNA from Malaya genurostris, 2648 nucleotides. RefSeq names its product augmin complex subunit dgt6 (gene dgt6). Bases 213 to 2537 code for a protein of 774 amino acids. The transcript is spliced from 3 exons. Gene Ontology annotation, cellular component: HAUS complex; mitotic spindle microtubule. Gene Ontology annotation, biological process: spindle assembly. The record is from RefSeq and is a predicted model, not a curated record. Gene Ontology annotation, molecular function: microtubule binding. Lineage: Eukaryota; Metazoa; Arthropoda; Insecta; Diptera; Culicidae.